Messenger RNA from Dermatophagoides farinae (American house dust mite), 2127 nucleotides. Its product is annotated as ER degradation-enhancing alpha-mannosidase-like protein 1. The record is from RefSeq and is a predicted model, not a curated record. Lineage: Eukaryota; Metazoa; Arthropoda; Arachnida; Sarcoptiformes; Pyroglyphidae. Gene Ontology annotation, molecular function: calcium ion binding; mannosyl-oligosaccharide 1,2-alpha-mannosidase activity. Gene Ontology annotation, cellular component: membrane. Gene Ontology annotation, biological process: endoplasmic reticulum mannose trimming; mannose trimming involved in glycoprotein ERAD pathway; carbohydrate metabolic process.
UUUUUUUGUGCAUUCAUUUGUUUGUCAUAGUCAUUUUUGUUGUUGUGCUUGGAUAUAUCUAAUAUGAUUGACAUCAUUCGAUAUUAAUAAUGAUGUACACAUUUUUCAACGUUUCUGUAUUUCAAUUAUCAUCGUCAUCAACAUCAUCAUCAUCAUUUUUAUUUUUAUUAAUUCAACAAAAAUUACAUCAAAACAGAAUCAAUUUACAGGCCGAUUGGAUCUGGAUGAGUAACUGUUGUUUUUUAAAGUUAUCUCAUCAUCAUAUAUAAUGUAUUUUGUUACAAAAUUAUCCAUAUCAAAGACCAGAAAGUGGAAUAUAAUCAUAACGAAAAACAAUCCCAUCGGUCAGGCCACAUUGGCCUAUUUUAUUUUUAUUGUUUUCUUUUUAUUUCUCUCCAAUCGACCAUCAAAUGCCAUCCAAUCGCCGUCAAAUUCGGUGGCAGAAGCUCUAUUUCGAACAAAACCUGGCCAUUAUGACAAAAUGUUCGGAACAUUCACCGAAAAUGAACGUAUUGAAAUGUUGAAAUUGGCAAAGGAAACUUUUAUAUUUGCCUAUGAUAAUUACAUGAAACAUGCUUUUCCUGCUGAUGAACUGAAUCCAGUUUAUUGUCGUGGCCGUGGACCCGAUUUUGAUGAUCCAUCAAACAUUAAUAUAAACGAUGUUCUCGGGAAUUAUUCACUGACAUUGAUUGACACGUUGGACACAUUGGUCGUCAUGAGAAAUUAUAGUGAAUUUCAUAGAGCUGUCAAACUUGUGAUCGAUACGGUCAAUUUCGAUAACGAUGCUAUUGUUCAAGUUUUCGAAGCGACCAUACGCGUACUUGGUGGCCUUUUAUCUGCCCAUUUAUUAAUCACCGAUAAUAGACUAUUGUUUGGGCCUGAUAUUCGACCUCCAUGGUACAAUAAUGAGCUUGUUUCAUUGGCCAAAGAUCUGGCUGAACGUUUAUUACCUGCCUUGGAAACAUCAUCUACCGGUCUUCCAUAUCCACGAGUUCAUUUACGAGAAGGUGUACCAAAUUCAACAUUAUGUCAUUGGUGUAAAUCGGAAACUUGUCCUGCUGGUGCUGGAUCAUUAUUACUUGAAUUUGGUAUUUUAAGCAGAUUGACUGGUGAUUUCCGAUUCGAAAUAGCUGCCAAACGUGCAAUUAAUACACUUUGGGGACUUCGUGCAAAAACGGGUUUAUUGGGCAAUUCUAUUGAUGUUGAAUCAGCCGAAUGGCUAGGUGAAAUUUCUGGAAUCGGUGCUGGUAUUGAUUCAUUCUAUGAAUAUCUUUUAAAAUCUUGGAUUUAUUUUGGUGAACAAACGUAUUGGGAAAUGUUCAAAGAAAGCUAUGAUAAAAUUAAAAUUUAUAAUAGACGUGGUAGGCAAUAUUGUAAUUCGGGUAUUGGACAACAUCCUAUGUAUGUCAAUGUAAAUAUGCAUAAUGGUCGUACGAUGACCACUUGGAUCGAUGCAUUAGCUGCAGCAUGGCCAGCCGUUCAAUUAUUGGCCGGUGAUGUUGAAGAAUCAAUCUGUACACAUAUGGUAUUUUUCAAUAUAUGGCGUAAAUUUGGUUUAUUACCUGAACGUUAUAAUUGGCAUCAAUCUGAACCGGAAUUAUCAUUCUAUCCAUUACGACCAGAAUUAGCCGAAUCAACAUAUCAGCUAUAUCAGGCUACGAAAAAUCCAUUUUAUCUUCAUGUAGGCAGAACAAUACUUGAAUCGAUCAAUAAAUAUACUCGAUCAAAUUGUGGCUAUGCUACCGUACAUGAUGUACAGGAAAAAAGCUUAGAAGAUCGAAUGGAAAGUUUUUUUCUGAGUGAAACUUGCAAAUAUCUCUAUUUGUUAUUCGACAAAGAGAAUCCAUUGAAUAAACAUUCGAAUGAAUAUUAUUUGUUCAGCACCGAAGGCCAUAUAUUUCCAUUGAAUAAUGAGCUUCGAAAUGUUUUUGGAAGUUUCUCAUCAUCAUCGUCGAUAGAUUUGUUCAUAAACAACAAUUCAACCAAUACUAUUCAUCAUUCGAAUCCUAACUGUGAUCCAAUUGAACCUGAACGAAAAUUAUUAUUGCCUUUAAAAAAUGAUUAUUUUGCUCAACUAAGUCAUGUGAUCGGUGUGGAAUAAUAAUCAUCAUUGUUGAUUUAUUAUCA